Baudoinia panamericana UAMH 10762 is the source of this 2543-nucleotide messenger RNA. RefSeq lists its product as uncharacterized. The transcript is spliced from 3 exons. Lineage: Eukaryota; Fungi; Ascomycota; Dothideomycetes; Mycosphaerellales; Teratosphaeriaceae. The record is from RefSeq and is a predicted model, not a curated record. Bases 252 to 2429 code for a protein of 725 amino acids.
CUCUAUACUGCACAGUCAAUUCUUUGGACGCUGGAUCUGUCUCUCAAGACGGCGUGUAAUCAUUAGUCGGUAGAUAUUGGUCUGGAGGCGUUUAGAUCGCGUUUGGCAUCGCGCUCUGUUUGCUCAAUGACGUAGAUCUCGCGAAGUUCUUGCCUCCUUCACCAACGCUGCGCCAGAGUUAUAACCCUACCCGCCGUCAGGCGUGAUAAUGCAAACUGUGUCGAGAGCGUGUGACUUGCUUUGAUACGCCAAUGGACAGCCAUGACCACUACAGGUCCGAUGCGGAUGACAGAGUCAAAGCCAGACGCAACACUCCAACCCCAUUCAGACCGGCGUUGGCGAUACUCGGCGCGCUCGUACUGGUGUUGAACCUGAAGUGGGCGUUCCGAUGGCUGUUGUCGGGUUGCGCCACGGAGACGAUUCUGUUGUUGUUUGGAGACCAUUACGGCACAAGGCCUUUCUCCUUCAUUCCGCUUUGGACGUUCCUUGCGACAUUUAACCUCCUGUAUGCCAUAUCCGCAACUUCAUGGCUACUCUACUGGUGGUUCACAGCGUUAUGCUAUCCCACAAUUGCCCUUACCUGCCUGCUCCAGUUCGACUUCACCGCAAACUUUGUACGGAAAAGUCUCAGAAAGGCGUUAAGGGAGUUGCACUUCACGAAAGACAGAAUAGCGCUGUUCAAUCUGCCUGCCUUGGAAAUCGACCAAGACGUGGACGGCUUGAUGGUCGUAAGAGGAAUUACAAUUAGCCUGUCCUCUCUAACGAUCGUGGCGCAUGGCGUCGAACUAGGUCUCAAGCUUGCCGAUGAUAUCGAGCUGGCGAUGCAUGUUGACGAACUGACGAUCUCCCUGUUCCGACGCAUCAACGUUGGUGACGUGUAUUGUGUUGUCAAAGGCGGAAAGCCUGAAAUGAUGUUCGCAGAUCUUGGUGACUCUGAGGGUUCAGAAGCAGCAGACGACGACAGCAUCUUCGAAGUAGACACGGCAUUGCUCAGGGCGGCGACCGCUGGCUCAGAAGGAUUCAAGGAUCGACCGAGGCUUCGUCAGUCUUUGACUGGAGUCAGCUGGAUGAAGGACUCGACUGCAAGGGAAGGUCUAGACUUCGUCCGUACACUCUCGCCGGAUGACCAACAGGCCGAGAGACAGUACCUCACGACGCUGAAGGAGAUCCAGAGAGGUAGCGCCAUCUAUCAGAGUCGAGAGCAGGUCAUACACGGUGGGAAGAAGUAUGAGGACCUCAAGUUCGACAACGACAAAGACAUGCGAGCAGCAAUCUGUGCAGAGUUACACUCUUUCCCGCCUAUUGUGCACCCACCGCAACGCUCUAUUCGGGUCUCUACGCUGCAGCAUCUUUCGCCGCCAUCGGUUCGACGCUUCUUGCACCGUCUCCCAUUCCUUCUGCGGCUCCUACUUGCAACACUUAGCUACUUCCAUCCCAUCAUAUUUCAGUCCGUGAACGCGACUGGAUCAGGGAAGUGGCUUACGGCGUUGUUGCAGCAGCAUGUGUUCAAGCACUACGUAUCCACAAACGGAGACCUCCGGCGGCUUGCAAAGCGUGUCUCUGCGUGGUUAGCCGACGCGCACUUCUGUCUUGAACUCAAUGAGAUCGAGAGCGUCGGUCGAGUACCCGUCAACACCGCUUACGAUAUUGUGGCGAACCUCAAGUUUUCGGACAUCGUGGCGUACCGUACCGCACUGCAGCAACAACUAGAUGGCAAGGUCACGGAGGUUGUGAGGCUAGGUGGUGCCGAUGCAUCCGUCGUUGUCCCGUGCUUUCUGAUCCCACAUCACGAGCACCUCCUCCCGCCGAAGCCUGCGGAGACAGACGAGCUGGACCUGCAAAGAGAGGAAGUGGAGAAAGCCGACGGAGUACCGAAGACCAUCCAAGCACAGCAGAAGUUGAAAAAGCUGGAGAAGGAUGAGACGAGUAUGAAGUUGAGCGUGCAUGCCAGCUUACCCGCAACGUUCUCCCCAGAGCUGCUACAAUUCAUUGCGGCAUUGGUAAAGGCGACGAAGAUAGUCGAGGUAGAGAAGCAGAUGGACGAAGGCGUCAUUGAUGACGGCCCUGCCUCUCCGGCUUCUCCAGCCGUCACUGACGAUGAGUCGAUCAAGCCGGUCUCUAGAACGGACAGCGGGCUCAGAACUAACUUCAAAAGUCUAGCGAAGAACCUGCAGCAAGGCCUGCGCGACGGUGGGACUGGUCAAGCUUUCCGGGAGUUCGCGAGCGACAUCAAAAGAACCACAACUGGCGGCAUGAAGAAGGCGGUAAUCGGCGGCAUUGUGAACGAUCGAUGGAUUGCGAAGAUGGUCGGCAAAGUGGCUGCAAGACUCGAGCGUGCACAAGGAGAUCUAGGCUAUUCGGGCGAAGUGCCUAUUGCGUUAGAGCCGUACCGCGAAAGAGCGGAAACGGCAACGAAGUUGCUGCCGUAAUGGUUUAAUGCUGCAUUGUUGAUGCGAAGCUCGACACGUAUAGCGGAAUUAUACCAGCGUGCUGUCUGUCUAUACUCCUAAUAAUCGUAUAAAUUAUUGUUAGCACCACGCGUU